CGUCACGCGCGACGCCAUUUUAUUCCGCCCUGACAUAGCGGGCCCCGCGUAGCAAGCAGCGUGAGCCGGCGCCUGCUGCAGCUGCUGCUGCUUCUGGUGGUGGUGCGAGGCGUCGCGAGGCGUCGCGAACGUUCCCCGCCAGCGCGGACUCAUCGCGACCCCGCGACUCUCCCUCGGUGGGGUCGACGGAACCGCCAGCAGCCAUGGCGCUCAAGAUCGUCAAGGGGAGCCUGGAUCGCAUGUUCGACAAGAACCUGCAGGAUUUAGUGCGCGGCAUUCGCAAUCACAAGGAGGAGGAGGCAAAGUUCGUCGCUCAGUGCAUCGAGGAGAUUAAGCACGAAUUGAAGCAGGACAACAUCAAUGUGAAGGGGAACGCGGUGGCAAAGCUUGCCUACCUCCAGAUGCUGGGAUAUGAUGUGAGCUGGGGCGCUUUCAACAUCAUCGAAGUCAUGAGUUCAGGAAAAUUCACGCACAAGAGGGUGGGAUAUUUGGCUGCAUCUCAGUCAUUCCAUGAGGGCACAGACGUGCUCAUGCUCACCACCAACAUGAUCCGCAAGGACCUGAACAGCCAGAAUCAGUACGACGCGGGCGUGGCACUCACCGGUGUGUCCUGCUUCAUCACGCCCGACCUGGCCCGCGACCUCGCGAAUGACCUCAUGACCUUGAUGUCCUCAACACGCCCAUACGUACGCAAAAAGGCUGUGCUCAUCAUGUACAAGGUGUUCCUCAAGUACCCAGAGUCACUGCGCCCUGCAUUCCCACGCCUCAAGGAGAAACUAGAGGAUCCAGACCCAGGCGUGCAAUCGGCAGCUGUAAAUGUGAUCUGCGAGCUGGCACGGAGAAACCCAAAGAACUACUUGUCGCUGGCACCACUCUUCUUCAAGCUCAUGACAUCCUCCACCAACAACUGGGUCCUCAUCAAGAUCAUCAAGCUGUUUGGAGCGCUCACCCCGCUCGAACCCCGUCUGGGCAAGAAACUCAUCGAGCCGUUGACGAACCUCAUCCACAGCACGUCCGCAAUGUCCCUGCUCUACGAGUGCGUCAACACUGUCAUUGCUGUUCUCAUCUCGCUGUCGUCUGGGAUGCCUGACCACAGUGCAAGCAUACAGCUCUGCGUACAGAAGUUGCGCAUUCUCAUCGAAGACUCGGAUCAGAACCUGAAGUACCUGGGGCUGCUAGCUAUGUCCAAGAUCCUGCGCACUCACCCCAAGUCCGUGCAGUCCCACAAGGACCUCAUUCUGCAGUGCCUCGAUGAUAAGGAUGAGUCGAUCCGGUUGCGAUCCCUCGACCUGCUCUAUGGCAUGGUGUCCAAGAAGAACCUGAUGGAGAUCGUGAAGAGGCUGAUGGUGCACAUGGAUAAGGCGGAGGGCACGACCUACCGCGACGAGCUGCUCACCAAGAUCAUCGACAUCUGCAGUCAGUCCAACUACCAGCACGUCACCAACUUUGAGUGGUACGUGAGCAUCCUGGUGGAGCUGACUCGCCUGGAGGGCACCCGCCACGGCCACCUCAUCGCCGAGCAGGUGCUGGACGUGGCGAUCCGCGUGCGCGCCAUCCGCGCCUUCGGCGUGCGCCAGAUGGCGCUGCUGCUCGACAACGUGCACGUGCCCGCCAGCAACGGGCAGCGCAACGGCAUCUGCGAGGUCCUGUACGCAGCCGCAUGGAUCUGCGGAGAGUUCUGCCAGCACCUGGAGGAACCGCGCGUCACCCUGGAGGCCAUGCUGCGUCCCCGCGUGUGCAGCCUGCCCGGCCACAUCCAGGCCAUGUACGUGCACAACAGCAUGAAGCUUUACGCCAGCAUGCUGACCAGCGCCGGCUCGGCCUCCGCCUCUGGUGGAGGAGGAGCAGGGGGGACGGCUGGCGGCGCCGCCGAGGUUGCCGUCGGCGACGGCGGAGACACGGAAGAGGGCGGCACCGCGGGUGGCGUCAUCGAAGAGGUGACGGCGCUUCUGCUUGAGCGGCUGCCGCAGUUCGUGCAGAGCGGUGACCUGGAGGUGCAGGAACGGGCGUCGUGUGCGCUGCAGCUCGUGCGCUACGUGCAGAAACUGCAGGGCAGGGACGUCGAUGUGACGGAGGAGUUCGGUGCCCUCUUCAGCGGGGAGCUCAACCCCGUUGCGCCCAAGGCUCAGAGGAAGGUCCCCAUCCCAGACGGGUUGGACCUGGAGGCCUGGAUCAACGAGCCCGAGCUGGAGAGCUCAUCUGACGAGGAACAGGGCGGCACCACCUCCAUGUUCGUCAAGGAGGACGCAGAUCCCUGCAAGCCCCGGCAGGCCGACCUCAAGCCUGAGGAGGUUGCCAAGAUGAGAGAGCAGAGAAGAAAGGAUCAGGAAAACAAUCCCUACUACAUCAAGAGCUCCCCGUCUCGAAGAAAGCAGGAACCAUUGCCUGGUGUAGACCACAUCCCAGUGGUGCAGAUAGAUCUCACUGUGCCACUCAAGGUGCCAGGUAUCCCGCUCUCAGACCAGUACCUGCGCAUGGAGGAGGAGCGCCGAAAGAAGCAGCGCGAAGAGCGCGAGAAGAAAAAAAAGAAGAAGAUGAAGGAGGAGGCUGGCAGCGGCGGCGGAGGAGGAGGGGAGCAGGGCAAGCGCAGCCGACGGCGGAGGAAGGGGUCGGCGCACACGGAGAGCGAGGAGGAUAUCGCGCCGGCGCACACGGUCGACAUCGUCACGGAGGAGAUGCCCGAGGACGCACUGCCGAGUGAUGAUGAUGACAAGAAAUAUGACCCCAACGACCCCUACAGAGCCCUGGACAUUGACCUGGACAAACCCCUGCAGGUAGAGAAACCGGUGACCCCACGAACCCCGCAGCCCUCGCCCGGCCUGAAGGGAGCCUCCUCGCCUCCCGGAGGAGCGGAGCAAGAGAGGAAUGAGCAGGGAACGCCCCCCACUAAACCCACUCGCAAACCCCGCAAAGAGAAGGGGAGGGAGAAGGAGAAGAACAAGAAGAAAGCCAAGAAAGAUAAGAAAGAGAAGCGAUGCGAGGAGGGUGCUGUGGGCGGUGCGGCCGUGGUGGUGAUGGCCGGUGAGGGUGAGGAGACGCCAGGGGCAGCCUCACCCCAGUCUCAACAGCCCAGCGAGCCCAGCGUCGAUGACCUAGACUUCUGGCUGUCGGUUUCUGACGCGCCACCUCCCUCCAAAUCCAAGUACGAACCGAUCGGAAGCGCAUUGUCACCAGCUGGUCCGGACGAACAGAGCGCAGAGGAGGUGGACACAGUCAAGCCUGAUAAGAAAAGCUCGAAACACAAGAAGGACAAGAAACACAAGAAGGACAAGGAUGAGGAGGUGGUGGCAGACAGGAAGAAGGACAAGAAGAAGAAAAAAGGGAAGACCAAGGGUGGCUCUGGUGACGAAGGACCCAAGGAAAAUGGUGCAGCCGAGAGCCUCGCACUGCCGGUCAUGUCCAACUAUAAGCUGCUCGCAGAAAAUGAGCAUCUCAAAAUCACGUACGACAUUCGCGGGAACCCGACGGAGAGCGGGCAAGUGCUGGUGCCCAUGCUGCUCGAGAACCGCUGCAGCGCACAACUCAAGGCCAUGGAGUUCAACGUCCUGGACUCCAUCAACAUGCGGCUGGUCCGUCCGGCAAGCGCCUCCAGCCACGACGGCAUUGCCGUGCCCUUCCAGCUGCCUCCUGGCGUGUCCAACGAGACCCACUUCGCCUUCACCGUCGAGAGCAUCGUCAAUCCGCAGAAGCUCAAGGGGACGCUCACGUACAUGGUCAUGUCGAAUGAGAUCUUGUCUCAUGAGAAGUUGGACUUUACGCUGCAGUUCACGUGUACCUCCUACUUACUCGCCAGUCCCUGUUUCAGUGACAUGUUUGCGGAGCUGAUAGGCGAGGGAGAGCUGGCUGCAAGCUCUGUGAAGGUGAGCGAUGUGGAGCUGCCCUUCCCCGUGCUGCUCGCCAAGAUCUGCUUCCACCACCACUUCUCUGUGGUGGAGCACAUUGGCUCGUGCGCCUCCCUCUACAGCCGCUCCAUCCAAGAGCACCCCGUCUGUCUGCUGCUCAAGCUGCUGGAUGAGCGGACGAUAUCUAUGGACGGCAAGAGCAGCGACUCCUCGCUGCUUUCCUUCGUCAUGGACGAGGUGAAGCAGACGCUGAGGUCCCCGUGAGGAGGGUGGCUCCUCUCGGACCUCGGUCGCCACGGCCACCUUGGCCUGCCCGCCCACCUUCUCGGCACGCACGCCUGCCCACCCGCUCGCUCGCCCGCCUGCCCAGGUCACACUGCCGCCGAUAACCAUGACGAACUGCUUCGGCGAAGUCAUUCGCCUCGUUUAGGAUACGGCCUAGAGAGGGGCGGGGGUACUUUUAUUUCUAAAUUUCGAGUAACGCAGUCUUCCAGUCACAGCCUCCCAGUCACAGCCUCCCUUGUGAUGUGUCCAGUUUGAGCUGCGUGCUGCUCUGCGAUGUGCGGUGUGCGCGUGCGUGCGUGGGGCUGCCUUUGCUGUCUUAAACUUUUAACUGGAAAAAAAAACGUUGUGCAAUUGGAAGGAUUCACCCCUUGGUUGCAGUGUUACCCAGGCUGUCAGUUUCCGUAAGGCUUACCAGGGCCGAUUAUCAUUGCGAUCCUUUCACAAUACACAACAUGCGUUGAUCAGUAGCCUGCAAAGUGUAUUAUUUUACAUUCGUUCAAACGCUGUUUAGUUUAUUGUCGUUGUUUGUUUAGUUUCGAUUUGCAUUUUUGAGUCGUAAUGUAUUUUAUUCCUUCAUGUAGGAGGGUGCUGUAGUGAAUAUUGCGUUUAGAUUCAUGCCGUUACCCGUGAAGUGUUUUUUUGUCGCUGCUGCUGCCGUUAAGUUUGCGUUUAAAGGGCCUUUUGCUGGCUGUUGAAACAGUAUUUUUCCUAGCCGAAUUAGCUACGGUUGGGCUUUGUGAGCUGUUUUGUAAAUAUACAUACAAAAUCGGCUGAAAUUAAUGACGAGGUUACGUUUGCAAUUCUUGUGAUCAGUGCUGUGAACUUCUCAGAGUUCUGUAGUCACCAGAUUAUGUAAAAUUUUCGUAGGGGUGUGGCACAAUGAAUUGGGAACAAGAUAUUGAAAGUUAAUUUAUCGACACUAUUUAAUUCAUGUUUGACUAUGGUCUGCCCUAACAUUGGUGCAAUUACUGUAUUACACGCUUAAUACAAUGAAGAUUAGACUUCAUUGUGUUAAUCAGCACGACUACUUACCCAAAUAUCUUGUUCUCAAAACUAAUGCCUGCCAUGUCUGUUACCAUUGGCAAACUGAGAAAAUAUUUUUGAUUUGUUGAUCAUCAGUGUGCAAAGAGGAUUGAAGUGAAAAGUUUGAAAUGGUUUAACAAUAAUUUCAUUUUAUAGAGCGUCAUUCAUGCAAUUGCAUUCCGUAACAUUGCACAUCAAUUAUAUCCAGCUCCAUACAAAAAAUACAAAAGUAAAACCCCACUACUUUGCAAGAUAAAAAAAUUGAAUAGAUAAAUUAGGAGAAAAAAAUGCAUGGAAAAAUAAAAAAAUCGCAGAUGAAAUAAAUUAAAGUAAAUAAAUCUGCUGUCUCCAUACCCCAGACCACAAUCCCAACAUUUCUCCGGAUUUUGGAGAACCUUCACUCCGUAGAGUGAAUAUCACACCGAGGCAAUAUAUAAUGUAUCAAAUGUAGUCAGCAUCUCGAUUGUCACAGUGAUAGUGCCCGGAUGGCCACUUUAACACCGAUCGUUGGAACUUUGCAAUCGCCUGGCUAAGCAUGACACCAAUUCUAAAACCUUGUAACCCACAACUGUAAACAAAAAAUAUCACUGUGGGUAUCACUGCACGACGUGUUAUUGUCAAGCAAAUAUCACGUGGCAUUGCAUGCAUCUUCCUUGCUCUGUAUCGCCACUUUUCUAAGUUAAACUCCCUCGAUGCAAAGCGAUCAUACGCACAUUGCACACUGCAUGCAGGAGUCCGUGGUGAAUGUGUCCUUCAUUCUAACUUAAAUCUUACCGCUGUCUUUAUUACAUAGCCACCACCCCUUAAGUUCGAUAUUUUUAAUUGGAAUCUCCUGCCGUAAUUACUCGUAAUUUAAUCUAUAUAGAAACAUCAUUUGGUGCCUCUAAAAUGCAUAAGCUGCACAGUACUGAGGGUUUAUAGGUGGCGGAUUUUUGUUGUAGUAUGGCACGCCCCUGGUUUUUGUUGCCACAUGUACGUACGAGAGCCACCCUCCCAUUUAUUUAGUUUGAAGUUGGCGCUGUCCAACGCUUGAGGCUAAGAAGGUGGGGUGGGGGGGGCAGCUGCUGGAGCAGAACUCAAACUGACUUCUUGAAAGAAAAAAAAUACCACACGAGGCAAGCGGUUAGCGAUCCGGACUGCGAACGUCGUGGCAAUUGAGAGCUCCCGAAGCAUUUGCGGUGUGUGGUCCUGCUCAAAUGAGCAUGGGGUGACCGCCCCCAUGAGAGGUCCCGAGUCUGUUGUGGAACUUCCGGCUUGUCCAUGGCGUUGGGCCAUUAAUUUGAAACGAUGACCACUGUUAACUUCCUGCAAAGUGAUGGUAAUCAUUGUUGGCGAAGCCAGGUAAUUUUGAAAUGAUGUCAUCUGCGUGACUAACACACGUAAAAUUGUUGUACAGUUAGAUAAAUGUACGCACCAAUGAGGGUGGAGAGUGUCACUUAUUUAUAAGGUGAUUUAAAGAUUGGUAGUAGAGUAGUUUUUGAAGUAGUGUGUACUUCAGCCGUGGUACUCAUUUUAAUGACCCCAUGCAGUUGAUGGGCAACCCCUGACUGGGAUUUGAGCCCACAAAUUCCUUAUCUCCACCAUGUGAAUGUAGAAUUUCCACCACUGGUUCAGUGCCACCAGUGCUGCCCCAUUGCUCGGUUUGAGCCGGGAGACACUUAGUUUUUUUUUACAAUUUUCAAAGCCAUUGUUUGGCGUGGUGUUCGAAUAGCCGUGCGCAAGUGUUUUGUGAUUUUUUUUCCCUGCAAGACAGUUUCAUUUCUAUUUUUGUGGUGGUGCGGUUGUACAUGCGUUGAGUUUACAAAGGAGCCUUUUCUUAGCGGGGAGUUGCCCUCAUGCUGGAAUGGUUCCGCUGGUGUACAUAGGAACUGUGAAGUGCGACCACUGAUCCGUUUAUUUACCUGCAGCCCCGUAGCCUCCCCUGACGGCCACGCCAGCUGAUACGUCCUCCUCAUGCAUGCGCGAAUGAACGCACAUUGACAUGGGCUCGGUUAAAAUUUCACAGGCACGCUCACUUUAGUCUGGUCAUCUGUGCAUCGGGUGAUUUCAUUUGAAACACAUUAAUUAUCCACGUGUAAAAAUAAUAUUGUUUUUCUGUAAAAAAAAAUAGUAUAUAAUCGUAACAAAACAUCCUGUAGGAUUUUGGCAAUUGAGUGAACAAGUACAUCACUGAGUUUCCAAUUAGAAGUAGGAGAAAAUGUCCUGUUUCUUUUAAACCAUACUUUUUGUUUCCCUUCCGAGUUCUAUAUCAAUUGUAUUUGCAUCCUCUCAAGAGAUGAGACGACCUCGCAAACACCCGCUUCUAAAUUCGCUACGAGAGGCCUCUGCUACCCGCACUGAGUGGUGCUGCAUUUCACGUGUCCCACAAAGAGCACUGCAUGUAAAUUGACGCUGAAAUUUUUUUAUAUACCUAGAGCUGAGUUAUGCAGUGAUUUAUGGUUGAUUUUUGGGGCACAUCCUUCAGCUGAGCACAGACAAUUAACAAUGGUGUCACAUGAACAAACAUGCCAUUUUACUAGUGCUUCAGUGCAAUUGUUAAAUGUUGUGGAUUGCCGAAGCAGUAAUAAAUUAAUACGUUUUGUUGGCGUGACAACUUUAUCAAUUGGCUGUGUCAGGUGGACGACGCACAUUUUACUCGCACCAUCCGACCCAGAAAUCAAUUGUGAAUCUUGAUGUUGGUCGCAAAAAGCCUCAACAGAAUAUGCAAAUUAACUGACGAAACAAAUGUAGCGUCCGACAUUGGACCCUGUGAUCCCAGCCCGUCUGGCUCAGUGUUCGAGCCCCUUGAGCCACCCAGCCAUCUCAAUUUAAACCAGUAACACAUUUUUAUUUAACAUUUGCUGCAUUCUAAAUGUAUUUAUUUAAAAACGCAAUUAUUUUCGCUCGUCUUGACCAGGAUACUUAUUUUUCCACAGAGGUAUAUUUUUUUCCGCACAUACAAUUGAUUUUACAAACUCUUAAUAUGAAUGUACAAGUACAGCCCAAUUGGCAAGUUGGUCCGCUGAUGGAUGAGGGCCUCCCACCACCAUGUUGGUAAUUUGACCGUACUUCACCACACCGGUCAGUGCGGGUAUAAGGUUACACAGAUAAUCCCGUUUAAAACAGGAUAGGGCCAAGCACAGUCUUAGUAAUGGGGAACCUGUCCGAUGAUGUGUUAUUAACAGAGACAAUUUGAAAUCAAUCGUUUAAGUAGUUGCAAAUACAGUUGAUUGCCGAAUUUGAGAAACGUAUGCAUCUAUGCCUUUCCAACAUGACAGCGCUGAUCCACAGCGUCAUACUCUUUAGACACAUCGUGGGAUAGGAUGGCACGACGACGACCAAGUCCAGGGUAUCGAGUACCGCGAAGGCUUAGGACUCUUAACACUUGGUCCAGUUUGAGUCCAAACAACCCGUUGGCUUGGCGAGUUUCCAAGCUGUGUUUCUGGAGUGGAUGAGCUGGGCAGUUUGUGGCUUGAGCCAGGGGAGUUUUCUGUACCCCCUGGCUCUCGACUUGCUCAAGGAGCGUGUGUUUGUCAACCACAGAGAGGAAGGUCUUUCAGAAGAAUGACCGAGCGGUGUCCGGACGUAAGGUCGGUCACAAUUGGCGAUGUCGUGGAUGAAGGCCUGAUGGUCCAAUUAUUUCAAAGAGCAUUUAAAUGUCCUCUUGUGUGGAGAUGUAAGCGGUGUCCUGUGUUGAAUGCUACGUAUCAUUGAGUGGUCGCACAGAUGAUUUCCCAGGACAUCAACUUUUACAAACUUUUCUGGAGCGUUUGACAUGAAGAAAUCAAGGAUUGCCGAGUGAUCUGCGUUUAUUUUUUUAUAUUAGGACGGGUUGGUAAACAGGUGAGGUGGGAUAUGUUGAAUUCUAUGUACGUAUGCACGUUGAACUUCUUUUUCACCGUACGUAGCCAAACGUGCGAGUCGGAGGUGUGGAGGAAGGACAACAAACUAAACACAAAAAAGAAACGAGUUUCCAAUCUAAAUUUAAAAGCGCAAAGCUCCAGCUUCUUCCUAAUCAGAAUCCUGAUUUAGACUGGAGUAAUCCUAACAACAGAAGGAAGAGUUCCAGACGCGCAUCUGAAAGCGCACGAUGUAGUGGCCGUCUUUGUUUGAUCGUGAGCGCAAAGCCGCGGCGAGGAUUGGCCGGAGUUUGCUCGAUUGUUCAUGCUCCUUGACGAGAUCAGCAAAGUAUUGCGAUGCAUUUGUGGCAAAAGCACUUUGUGUGCAAUGAGCACUAAAGCUUAAGGAGGGAACAGGCCGGCUAAAAAAGAAAGCAUUGGGGACCACAGACGUCCCGCGUUGUGUUCUUAACCCCCUUCCGCAUCACGCGGCUGGUUCAGAUGACUGGACGGCUUCACGAAGGGGGAACGCGAGGUUGGGUCGUGCGAUGGCAAAACUUCAUCCAAAUGUCACCCUUCCGGGUAGAUCUCGUUUCCCGGCAACGCCGGAGCAGGAGGCGCCACGCCAGCCCGCACGCCGCAGAACGCCUCCCUGCUCAAUCCCCGUGUGGAUGGCAUUGAGCAAACAAAAAGUGGAGGGUUUCUGUCCCCCUCUAAGUCUCUGCCCAAAAUGGGGAACAUCGACGUUGAAAACGUGAGCAGAUCGCAAUGAUGAAUUUUGCUGAAUUGUCCCCGACAGCCUUGCAGCAGCUGUUCCGUGCACGGUGGUCACCCAUCCAUGCACUGUUCAAGCUCAACCCUGCAUAGCUUCUGAGAUCUAACGAGAUUGCGCGCAUUUUGGGCGAUAUGGUCAUUGGUGGUUUUAUUCAAACAAAUUUCAAUUGGUGGAGCAAAGUAACUAAUUUGAAACGUAUGCAUGGAUGUUGAACUUCUUUCACACCGUUAUGUAGCGAAUCGUGCCCAUCGGAGGUGCAGAAAUGCAGUGAUUGUGAUGCGUACACCAGCUGUGUUAGAUCUUGCUGCCAAAAUUUAAACUUUUGAAAGUAAUAUUUUUUUCCCCUUCAAUACUGUACUUAGAGCCCACCGAGUGUGUGAAAUUGGGGAGAGCUGUAGCAAUCAGGCCCAGUCCAGAUGAGACUUUAGUAUUUAAGCACGCCUGUGUGGAAUGUGUCUGCUUGGUAGAGAUGAUGUGGUUCUAUACAAGUUGAUUGUACCAGUUAUAUUUUAAUUUCCGAUUAAAAUUACCCCUGUGACCGCAUCAUCAUAUAUGACCCAACAAUAUAAUGAUAAACUAAUGCUUAAUUUUACAACGUACCCUUAAUAUGUGAUAAACAGAAGGAAAAAUAAGGCUAGUUAUUUAUUAAAGAGAACUGUUCUGUUGCUUUGUCUUAGAUAUUUUGUUGUUACCGAUUGCACAUUUAAUUAUAUUUGUCACGUUAUUUUUACGAUCGUUAGGUUAUUCUGUCUGAAGCAACUUGACGCUAAAAGUGCAAGAACGUCUGUGUGUUCGCUCAGCGCAUUGCACUUCGUAACUUGUGGGGUCUGUCGAUGGUGUCUGAAGGUUUGACUUGGCAAGUACCAGGCCCUGCUCUUUAAGUGUUCCGCUUUAUCAGCCUUUUGGGGUGGGAGGAAGAAAAAGGCGCACACACGGUACGUUCCAGUUCACCCUGGAGAGAGGGGGGGGGGGGCGGAAUUGUGUUUGUGUUGCCCAUUGACGUUGCU
Molecule: messenger RNA, 10750 nt
Organism: Petromyzon marinus (sea lamprey)
Lineage: Eukaryota; Metazoa; Chordata; Hyperoartia; Petromyzontiformes; Petromyzontidae
Product: AP-3 complex subunit delta-1-like
Biological process (GO): synaptic vesicle budding from endosome; neurotransmitter receptor transport, postsynaptic endosome to lysosome; protein targeting to vacuole
Cellular component (GO): terminal bouton; presynaptic endosome; AP-3 adaptor complex
Source: RefSeq, a predicted model, not a curated record